Molecule: messenger RNA, 4893 nt
Organism: Rangifer tarandus platyrhynchus (Svalbard reindeer)
Lineage: Eukaryota; Metazoa; Chordata; Mammalia; Artiodactyla; Cervidae
Source: the annotation of a GenBank genome assembly
AUGCCCACCCAUCGGUCGUCCUCCUCCCGGAGCAGCGCGUCCUCGCCGCUGCGCAGAGCAGUAGCGGCUGGACGGAGGAGCGUGUCUGCUUCUAGUUCUUCUGUGUCUGUCGCUAUGCCCUGCGAUGACCUGGACUUGGAGCAGAAUUCAGAGGGGAAUAGUGAAUCUUUGUCAGCUGGUGAAGGCAGUGAUUUCGAAGACAGCUUGAGACGAAAUGGGAAGAAGAGAGCAGCAAAACGGCCACUCAAACCAACCCCAGCAAAACUUCCAAAGAAGAGGUCCCGAACAGUACGUGCUCAUGGUCAGAAAGAGUCAGAGCCACCAGCCGGUGAUCUCUUUGAUGCUGUGAAAGGUGCCAAAAGUGACAUGCAGUCUUUGGUAGAUGAGUGGCUGGAUAGCUACAAGCAAGACCAGAAUGCAGCUUUCCUGGAGCUGGUGAACUUUUUCAUCCGGUCUUGUGGGUGUAAAGGCACUGUGACCCCUGAGAUGUUCAAGAAGAUGUCUAACUCAGAGAUCAUCCGGCACCUAACUGAACAGUUUAAUGAGGAUUCGGGAGACUAUCCUCUGACAGCUUCAGGCCCAUCCUGGAAGAAGUUCCAGGGCAGCUUUUGUGAAUUUGUGAGAACAUUGGUCUACCAGUGCCAAUACAGCCUCCUCUAUGAUGGCUUCCCCAUGGACAACCUCAUCUCCCUGCUCACUGGGCUCUCAGACUCCCAGGUCCGUGCCUUCCGUCAUACUAGCACCCUGGCUGCCAUGAAGCUGAUGACCUCCCUGGUAAAAGUUGCCCUCCAGCUGAGUCUGCACAAGGACAACAAUCAGCGUCAGUACGAGGCUGAACGGAACAAGGGGCCGGGACAGAGAGCGCCUGAGCGGCUCGAGAGCCUGCUGGAGAAACGCAGGGAGCUUCAAGAGCAUCAAGAGGAGAUUGAGGGGAUGAUGAAUGCCCUUUUCAGGGGUGUCUUUGUACAUCGGUACAGGGAUGUCCUUCCUGAGAUCCGUGCUAUCUGCAUUGAGGAGAUUGGGUCUUGGAUGCAGAGCUACAGCACCUCUUUCCUCACUGACAGCUACUUAAAAUAUAUUGGCUGGACCCUGCAUGAUAAGCAUCGAGAUGUGCGUCUGAAGUGCUUGAAGGCUCUGCAAGGGCUGUAUGGCAACCAAGACUUGACUGCGCGCCUGGAGCUCUUUACCAGCCGCUUUAAGGACCGGAUGGUUUCCAUGGUCAUGGACCGAGAGUAUGACGUGGCAGUGGAGGCCGUUAGGUUGCUGAUACUUAUCCUCAAGAGCAUGGAAGGGGUGCUGACAGAUGCAGACUGUGAGAGCAUCUACCCUGUUGUCUACGCCUCUAACAGAGCCCUGGCCUCUGCUGCAGGGGAGUUUCUGUACUGGAAGCUCUUCUACCCUGAGUGUGAGACAAGAGCGGUGGGCGGGAGAGAGCGACGCCGAAGUCCACGUGCCCAGAGGACUUUCUUCUACCUUCUGCUGUCCUUUUUUGUGGAGAGUGAGCUCCAUGACCACGCCGCAUACUUAGUUGACAGCCUGUGGGACUGUGCGGGGCCUCUGCUGAAGGACUGGGAGAGUCUGACAAGCCUGCUGCUGGAGAAGGACCAGAACCUGGGCGAUGCACAGGAGAGCACGCUGGUAGAAAUCCUGGUGUCCAGUGUCCGGCAAGCUUCAGAGGGCCACCCGCCUGUGGGACGGGCCACGGGGAGGAAGGGCUUAACCCCAAAAGAACGUAAGAUCCAAGCCGAUGACAAGGUGAAGCUGACUGAGCACCUCAUCCCCCUGCUCCCCCAGCUCCUGGCCAAGUUCUCCGCUGACGCCGAGAAGGUGGCUCCCCUGCUGCAGCUUCUCAGCUACUUUGACCUCAACAUCUACUGCACCAGGCGCUUGGAGAAACAUCUGGAGCUGCUCCUGCAGCAGCUCCAGGAGGUGGUGGUGAAACACGCAGAGCCCGCAGUGCUUGAGGCUGGCGCUCACGCCCUCUAUCUGCUGUGUAAUCCUGAGUUCACGUUCUUCAGCCGGGUGGACUUUGCCCGCAGCCAGCUGGUGGAUCUCCUGACCGACCGCUUCCAGCAGGAGCUUGAAGAACUGCUUCAGUCGUCCUCCCUAGAUGAGGAUGAGGUGUACAGUCUGGCAGCCACUCUGAAGCGCCUCUCUGCCUUCUACAAUGCCCACGACCUAACCCGCUGGGAGCUUUAUGAGCCCUGCUACCAACUCCUCCGAAAGGCUGUGGACACAGGAGAGGUUCCUCACCAGGUGACCCUGCCAGCCUUGACGCUUGUCUAUUUUUCCAUUCUUUGGACACUAUCCCACAUUUCUGGAUCAGAUGCUUCCCAGAAGCAGCUGUUGGGUCUGAAGGGCAGGAUGGUGGCCUUCUGCGAACUCUGCCAGAGCUGCCUCUCAGAUGUGGAUUCUGAGAUCCAGGAGCAGGCUUUUGUCUUGUUAAGUGAUCUGCUUCUUAUCUUCAGCCCUCAGAUGAUUGUAGGAGGACGAGAGUUCCUCAGGCCCCUUGUCUUUAUUCCUGAAGCCACCCUGCAGUCUGAGCUAGCCAGCUUCCUCAUGGAUCAUGUCUUCAUCCAGCCUGGGGAACUGAGCAGUGGUCGUUCCCAGGAGGACCACAUACAGAUUGAGCAGCUGCACCAGCGGCGCCGCCUCCUGGCUGGCUUCUGCAAGCUGUUGCUUUAUGGGGUGCUGGAGAUGGACGCAGCCUCAGAUGUUUUCAAACACUACAACAAGUUCUACAAUGACUAUGGUGACAUUAUCAAGGAAACACUGACUAGAGCGAGGCAGAUGGACCGAAGUCACUGCUCCCGAAUCCUGCUGCUGAGCCUCAAGCAGUUAUACACAGAACUGCUGCAGGAACAAGGGCCCCAGGGCCUGAAUGAGCUUCCAGCUUUCAUCGAGAUGAGGGACCUGGCCAGGAGAUUUGCCUUGAGCUUUGGACCCCAGCAGCUACAGAACCGUGACCUUGUGGUCAUGCUACACAAGGAAGGCAUCAAGUUCUCCUUGUCUGAGCUUCCUCCAGCUGGCUCCUCCAGUCAGCCCCCAAAUCUGGCAUUCCUGGAGCUCCUUUCAGAGUUCUCCCCCCGACUCUUCCAUCAGGACAAGCAGCUGCUACUCUCCUACCUGGAAAAGUGUCUGCAGCGUGUCUCCCAGGCACCUGGUCGUCCCUGGGGUCCAGUCACCACCUACUGCCACUCCCUCAGCCCCGGAGAGAACACGGCAGAGGUCAGCCCUCAGGGCUACCCCCGCUCCAAGAAGAGGCGAGUUGAAGGGCCCUCCAGGCGGCACAGAGAAGAUGUCUCUGUAUCCCAGGAGGAAAGCCUAGAGCCGAACAGCAUCCCAGCCACACCUACCCUCACCUCCACAGCUGUGAAGAGUGGUCAGCCCCUCGGGGCAUCGGAGAAGAUGGAAGAAGGCGGCAGCUCAGAAUUGGCAUUUCCCCAAGGCCUGUACCUUUUAGGCAACCCAAGGUCAAGGUCCUUGAGUCCACAGCAUGUCCAGACUCCACUCAACCCUUCAGGUUCUGGUCUGGGCAAGCAGCUGACCCGGCUUAGCUUGAUGGAAGAGGAUGAAGACGAAUUCGAAAUUCAGAAUGACUCAAGUGAAGAGUGGCAAGGUUCAGGCAAGUCCUCCUCCAGUGAGCACAGGCUGGACCUUUUAGAUUCUACAGAGCUGAACAUUGAGAGCAGGAGGUGGCCAGUACCAGACCUGUGUUAUCUAACCUGUACCUCCAGGCCAGAGGGCAAAGGCCAACAGUGCUGCUCCCAGGGCCGGCUCAUCCUCAUACAUAAAACUUCCUGCGAUGACACCGGAAAUACAAGUGCUGUCCCCACGACCACAGCCCCCUGGAGCCCGGGCCAGAGGGGAGCCAUGGACAGGCCCCGGGCCCUGGGCCUGCUCUGGGCACUGCUGACUCUCUGCCUCACUGCCGGGACUCCGGAGGUGUGGCUGCAGGUUCAGAGGGAGGCCACUGAGGCAUCCUUCACCGUCCACUGUGGAUUCCUGGGCUCGGGCUCCAUCUCCCUGGUGACUGUGAGCUACGGGGGCCCCGACGGUGCUGGGGGGACCACGCUGGCCGUGCUGCACCCCACACUCGGCACCAAGAACUGGACAGCCGCCUGCCGGGCCCGCUGGGAAACCGGCACCAGCGUCUCCCUCACCUUGGAAAGGGCUCCCACCGCAGGGAGGGGCUCCGGUCCCAACACCACCUUCUGCUGCAAGUUCACUUCCUUCCCUGAGGGCUCCCAGGAGGCCUGUGGGAACCUGUCCCUCAGCACAGACCCAGGGCUCCCUGCUGCCAGUCCAGCCCCCGUGCUGCGGGCCGACCUGGCCGGGAUCCUGGGGGUCUCGGGGGUCCUCCUCUCUGGCUGCAUCUACCUUCUUUACCUCCUGCGUCGGCAGAGGCACUGGGCCAUCAUGAAGCUUCAGCCGCCCAGACACAGCAGCCCCCAGACAGACGGGAGAGCCUGGUUUCAGAGGGGAACGGAGGGGGCUGCAGCUUGGGGGCCAGGAGAGGGAGCCUCACUCGGGCCUCCGUCCCCAUCACCCCUGCAGGCAGCCAGCCAAGCCUCCCUGACCUCCUUCCACAUCCCCUACGCCACCGCCACCGCCACGACCGCCAACUACUUCAGCCCAGCAACCCUGCACCGGGUCCCCCCACCCCAGUCACUGCCCGGGUGGGUGCCGCUCCCCACCCACGCCGCGCACCGACCCCAGAGCCCCGGUCCCGGGGCACCCCCGCCGGCCUCCACACGAAGCAGCUUCAUCUCGGUCGAGAACCGACUCUACGCUCAGGCGGAAAAGCGGCCGCUCCACGCCCGUGCUGACCGCAUCCUGCUCCCGGACCCUCUGGGGCGCAGAGCCGCUUUGGGGCCUUCAGGAGUGCGAUGA